Messenger RNA from Cladocopium goreaui, 3519 nucleotides. The record is from the annotation of a GenBank genome assembly. Lineage: Eukaryota; Dinophyceae; Suessiales; Symbiodiniaceae.
AUGGACUUUGAUGGAGAAGGGGUGUUUGAUGAGCACCUUCAGCGACAAGCAUCAGAACCCAAUGGUGAUGAUGAAGCUCCAGAAGUUCAAGAGUCAGAAGGACAGCAGGCACCACGGAAACGAAGGAGAACUGCCAAAGCAGGCGUUGGUGAACGCGCUGCUGCAAAGACUUGCUUUGCAGGAAGUUGCAAUGUGGAAUGUGUCAAGGGCAAAAGGUGGUGCCCUGAUCACAAUCGCAUGUUUGAUGCAAUGAGCUACCAUGCAAGAAAGGACAAGGAAACUGAGGCUUUCAACAAGGUCAUGUCGAAUGCAAUUGAGGCAGAGCGAGCCUUCAAUCGGUUCAGUGAGGACAAUCCAGUCGAUGGAAAAUGGGCCCGAAAGCGGUUCAUUGAGUGGAGCCAGUUCAAGAGGGAGCAUUCUUUGGCAAUCGUUCAGUGUGAUCGCCGAGGUGCCAAGCCAUUUGAAAAAAAUCAAUGGCUCCAAAGAGGUAUGCACAAAAUGGGUUGGUCCAAACAGCAGUGCUUGACGGAGUGGGAAAAGCAUGCCAAAGACACGUCUGUUCACAGAGACAGUUUGGGCCUUGAUGGAUCUUUGCGUUUGUGGAUAACAGUUGUCGAGGUGAAGACUGAGGAUGUAGAAAGGACAUGGUUUGGGAGGAAAAGUACAAGCCGUGUGGAAACCAGCACAGCGGAAAAGAACUUGGGCGAUGCGGACAGGGACUUAAAGUUCUCAGAAGGUUUGACGGCACGGAAGGACAAGAUGCAGAUCGCAUGUGAAAAGCUCAAUGAGGCCAAGGCGAAGUUGGGGGAAGCUUUUUCUUCAGAUCAGGACCAGGAACAAAAGUCAAAGUCUUCCGGCAAUGAUGUGCUCUCUUCUUACACUACGCUUCUUGAGACUUGCCUAAAUAUUUGUGCGGCCUGGCUUGACCCCGUUUCACUUGAGCAAUUGGAAUCUGGAUCAGAUCAGCAACCAGAUGACAAGGACAAGGACAAGGAUAAGAAUGGUGAAAAAGUGCCGACGCCACCUGCAGUUCAUCAGAAGCAAGAGUAUUUCUUGGAUUGCUUGAAGAAGGCAGAGUCGCAGGUGAGGCUUAGCAAUGGUGAGAUGGAGAUUUCGAGCCUUGCCAUAUGCGAAUUCUGUCGCCACCUCGUGAUGACUGCAACCUCUUCAACAUGGCUUGUGGAAUUUGAGUCAAAUAUGAAAAACACCUGGGCAGUGCAGGAUGUAUUUCAGAAGUCCCUUCUGAGAAUUGCCAAUGAUGUGACAAGCUAUGUCAACCAAAAGGCACGUAAUGCCAGGAGAAAUGAAGAAAAGAAAAAGAGGGAAGAAGAUAGUCGGGCCACGAAGGCUCGCAGGGCAGAAGCGAAGGCCCAGGCCCAAAAGGUGAAGCAAGGCAAGAUUGAAGGGCAUCCCAUUUUUGUCAUCGACGAGAAGAUGUUUCGUCCUUUCCAUGAUCGAUCCAAGCGAACUCCGUGGACGAGCGAGCGCUCCAAGACAUGGCGCAACCAUCCCAAUGUCUCUGUUCGGUUGUCAGAGUUCGGUGGGACCUACAAGCAAACAGCUUCGUUCAAGUCAGAUGGCCGUAGCAUGGCGCCCAUUCUUCGAAACCAAGGCAAAAGUGAAGCAGAUUCUUUGUGGGCAGCAAUGUUUCCUUGUCAGAAAGUCCUGGACAUUUCGAAAAUUCCAGAAGGAAGUUCGUUCAUGGAGAACUGUUGGUAUUUUGGGUAUGACCCAAAAGGGUCUUGGGCUCACUUCGCUCCAAACGGUGCAGGGAUGAUUCGGUGUCUCGCAUCUGGUGAGAUGCGGGUCAUUUGUUUCGGAGUCAAAGAUGUUUCGGACCGGAUGACUGAGAAGGGACUUGUCUUGAACCUGGAGAAGAUGACGGAGUUCGUUUUGUCAUUGGCGGCAGAUGAUCCGAUAGUUGCCAAGGGCUUUGCUGCCCAGAUUUGCCAAGAUGAUGUUAUUUUUGUACCACCAGGAAUGGUUUUGUGUGAGAAGAGUACAUCUUCCAUUCUUCUUUAUGGCGCCCGGAAGUCCUACAUCUUGAAGAAUGAUGCGGCCAUGGAGUCCUACCAGAUUUGCAUUGACAUGUUACAGGCUUCAGGCCGCGAUCCUUCGAAAAUGAAGUCAGUUGUCCAGCUCUACAAAACUUCGGCCGAGAAUGUUGCUCCUGAAGCAGCUGCAGCUGGGGUUCCAUCCCCAAAUAUUCCCUUGGAGAACGUGGAAGCGAGCAAGAUUGACGACGAGAAGAAGGAUGCGGAAAAGGCCGCUGGGCUGACUUUUGAUAGGUCUCUUUGCGCUGGUGGCCUACAGGUCUACUCGGACUAUAGUGGAAUGGCUGGCGAAUAUGAGUUUCUUUUCCAAUUGGGAGAAGCUCUGAGUCCCAAAGUGAACUUCACGGUGAUGCACAGACGCUUUUGUGACAUCAGCAGAGUUUCUCAAUGCAUUUUGAAACAGAUUGCCCAGACAGAAGUUGAUGAUGAGCCUUGCGUUUUGUGCGACAUCAACAGCAGACUUCCUAAGCACGCACUUUCUUGGCUGGAUGCCGCGAUGCCAUCGCCUGAAGACAGUGCAGAGUCCAGUGCAGCCAGCUAUCGCUCUAUGGAGAGAUAUUUGAUGGAGAACAGGCAUACAAUUUUUCCCAAUGCCACAACAGAUUGGUGUGUUGUGCACAAUCGCCGCUGUAGCUUGUUUCCUGAGAGUUGCCAACCCGAUGAUGACCAGCUGCAACCGUUAGUUAUGAACUUUGCUGGAACCACUUGCCGUGGUUGGAGCUCGGCCGGUAAGAGCCGGCAUUUCAGCGAUCCUUCAGAGAGACCACAUGCUGUUUGGGUCACUGAGAGGCGUUAUCGCGCUGAAGAGUUGCAAGAAGCACUUUUCUUUUCUGAGUGUACGCCAAGAUACCCUGUAGAGGUGACAGUGAGGGUCAGGGCCGGGGAGAGGAAGAUGGCCCGGGCCCGUGGACAUGGGUUUGUUACUUCCGGUGCCAAGCUGGAGAAACACCAAAUCCUUGCACCAGGCCAGCUGGUGCGCCUUGAGAACUACGAGAAACUUUACGCAGAAACUGGCAUGACUGAUCAAAGCUUCUUUGCAGAUUUGGAUCAGAAUGUGACAGGUGCGAGCACUGCAGGAAGCAUGAUUCCCAGCCUACUGACGCAUGGAACUAUGUACGCCUUGCAUGCAGGCCGUGUUGUAUGCCCAGAUGAGCUCUAUGUAUCGCAUGGAUACAACGUUGUGCCAUUGCCCAAGAACUCUGCAGCCACAAGUUGCCGAAUCAAAAGCUUUUUGAAACAAAUGCCGACGCAUCAGCGGCUACAUCUUCUGGGAAAUGCGUGGCAUCUUCCAGUAGUCAGUGCGUGGUGUCUGUACGUACUGUCACAUUGCGUGUGGGUCAACAGAAACAUGACAGUGCAACCGGAACGGUCUUUGCUUCGCAAGGGCGGCUCACGGUUAUGUGAGUUGGAUUGGGAUCAGUCGCCAGAAAAAAAACGCAAAGAAACGGCCGACGACAACCAGUAG